GAGAGCUCCUGUCUCUCCAACUGCAGACGCAAAGCGCUCCUGAUCGCACUCUAGAUGCCUUUACAGCUGACGCGCCUCUGUCGGCUGUGAGGACCCUUUGCUCCCACUUCCCUUGAGCAUCAGAAAGAGAAACGGCAGGGAGGUUUAAGCCCAUUGCAGAACACGUGCAGAGCCUCUUUACGAGUCCCCACGGCUGUGCGCCUUCCCUUCCUCCCCCCUCUGCCAUGAACGAGCGCAGGCGGUGCUGCAGCGCUGGGAAAAUGAGCGAGAGGCUCAGAGGAGGCAAUCAGUGAAGGCGCGGAGAGCUCUUACGCGUCUGGGAAAGGUCGGAGCGGAGCGUGGAUGAGAUUAUGUCCAAGUGGAGACUGCAAGGACGGACUUUGUUUUGCUCCUCUCCGGGGAUGUCCUCAGAAAAAAAACAAGAGUUUGUUUCUUAGAGGUGACUAAGAACCCUUUCCCUCCGUUUGCAGGAUCAUGCUCGAGCCUCUAUUUGUGACAAUCUCUUGUUGCUCUCACCUGAGAAUUGAAGUUUCCUCGCUUUGGAUGAUUUGUGUAUUUUUUGCCCGCUGCUGAGGCCACCUAAGGCGGUUUUAGAGGCUGCAGCAGCAGGAGGAUCCAGCUCUGUUUACUGGACGGUACGCAUCUGUCCCUGUCGCUGUCCAUGGUGCUGAACUGGGGCUCCAGGAAUGGUGGAGACGCUGAGUAUCGCAGUGAUCGGUGCUCCCGGGGUGGGCAAAACUUCUAUAAUCCGCCAGUUCAUCUAUAACGAUUUCUCGGAGGCAUACACGCCGACCAGGAGCAGAUAUGUAUACAGACCCUCGGCCAUUCUGAACGGGAACAUGUACGAUUUAAAAAUUUUGGACGUCCCGCCAAUCUCCUCCUUCCCAGCAAGUGCCAGUCAGGAAUGGCUGGAUCUGCGCUGCAGAGGCGUCCGCAACGCCAACGCUUACAUCCUGGUGUACGACAUCUGUUGUGUGGAGAGCUUUGAAUACGUCAAAAUGAUCAAACAGCAGAUAGUGGAGAACAGGGAAGGCAGCAGCAGUGAGGUGCCAAUCCUUGUGGUGGGUAACAAGCGGGAUCUGCAGAGGCAGCGCUUCAUGCCCCGCAGGGCAGUGUCAGUCCUGGUGAAGAAGACCUGGAAGUGUGGCUACGUGGAAUGCUCUGCCAAGUUUAACUGGCAUGUGGUCCUGCUCUUCAAGGAGCUGCUGGGCAUUGCUGUGGCACGGGGGAUGCGCCAGAACCAUACCUCCAUCCGUCUGCAGGGGGCGCUACAGAGGAACAGAUGCACUGUCAUGUGACCCCUAGAGCUUCAUCCACCCCUGAUUAUGUCUCUGGUGGAGCAGACACUGGAUAAAAGGACUCUUUAUCGUAAUGGCUGGAAAAAAAAAUACCCCGUGGCCUCCUGCUUAACUGAGCUGAUUUUUCAUAAAGAGGUUUAUUCGACUCUGCGCUGUAAAAGACUCUGAAAUUUCACUCAAGCUCAUCCAACCACUUCCUAGUCUAAUUCUGCCAGUUGUGUAGAGAGGAGGAAGCAAAUAGAAACAACAGCAACUUAAAUCCAAGAAAAUUAUAUUUUCACACAUCAGGUUGAAGUAAAAGCUUUUCAAGAUGGGCCUCCGAAUGUAACAUCUUACAAACAUCAGGUCUGCAACUGGAGCUGAAAGCGUGGAAGUUGAGCUCAUAAGACCCAAAACCGUGAGGGGCAGCAAUAUUAUUAAGUCUUCCUUUAGGUUUUGUCAUAUUCAGGAAGGUGAAAAUGCACAAGUACAGACAUUACGAGGCCAGUGAUCCACAAUAAAAACUAACACAGAUUAAAACAAAAACACAGGAGCAAAUCAGUGGGUAUUACAGGAUUAAUAAUUUCAGUGAUUUAAUCAAAAAGGGAAACAUGUAUAUUAUAAAGAUUCAUUACACAAAGAGUGAUCUAUUUUAAUCUUU
This is a messenger RNA of Cyprinodon tularosa, 1938 nucleotides long. RefSeq names its product RAS-like, family 10, member A (gene rasl10a). The coding region runs from base 687 to 1298 and encodes 203 amino acids. The transcript is spliced from 3 exons. The record is from RefSeq and is a predicted model, not a curated record. NCBI's taxonomy places the organism in Eukaryota, Metazoa, Chordata, Actinopteri, Cyprinodontiformes, Cyprinodontidae. Gene Ontology annotation, molecular function: GTP binding; GTPase activity.